ACAUAUCUUAGGUGAAAGGGCAAACAGCUUGGAGUCUUGGGUUUGAAUCCUGUCUCUUUAACCACUUAGCUUGAUAACCUUGGGCAAGUUACUUAACAUCCUGUUCCUUAGCUGUAAAAUGGGAGCAAUUGUGCCUGCCUUGCAGAGUGGUUUUGAGAAUUAGAGACUAAUGCCCCUCUAACACACACACACCUGCCCCAAACAGGUAAUGGAGAAGGGGUGCUGUGUGGCCCAACCCCUGUUAUGGGACCGAACGGUUAACGGACAGGUCAGAAUCUGAUCGCAGAGGAUAGGGAGGGCUCCCGGUGGCCUCCUCCCUCCAGGAGGUGGGGACUAGGUGGAGGAAGGGCUGCAGGAGGAGGAGCUCGCUCAUCUCCACCCGCUCGGUCCAAUCUGGCCUGGGUGCCGGGGAACGCUGUUCUAGUCUCCGUCACCCGAGCAGCCUAUCCUCGUUCCCUGGUCCUUGCCCCGGUCCAGUCAUGACCCUCCGCCCCUCACUCCUGCCGCUCCGGCUGCUGCUGCUGCUGCUUAGUGGGGCAGUGUGCUGGGCUGAGGCUGAGCCUGAAACCGAAAGUCCUGUCCGGACCCUACAAGUGGAGACCCUGGUGGAGCCCCCAGAACCGUGUGCGGAACCCGCUGCCUUUGGAGACACGCUCCACAUACAUUACACGGGCAGUUUGAUAGAUGGACGCAUAAUUGACACCUCUCUGUCCAGAGAUCCUCUGGUUAUAGAACUUGGCCAAAAGCAGGUGAUUCCAGGUCUGGAGCAGAGUCUUCUAGACAUGUGUGUGGGAGAGAAGCGAAGGGCAGUCAUUCCUUCUCACUUGGCUUAUGGAAAACGGGGAUUUCCACCAUCUAUACCAGCGGAUGCAGUGGUACAGUAUGACGUGGAGCUGAUUGCACUGAUCCGAGCCAACUACUGGCAAAAGCUGGUGAAGGGCAUUUUACCCCUGAUAGGCAUGGCUAUGGUGCCAGCCCUCCUGGGCCUCAUUGGAUAUCACCUAUACCAAAAGGCCAACAGACCCAAAGUCUCCAAAAAGAAGCUCAAAGAAGAGAAACGAAACAAGAGUAAAAAGAAAUAAUAAAUAAUAGUAAUUAAAAAAAA
This is a messenger RNA of Castor canadensis (American beaver), 1105 nucleotides long. RefSeq names its product FKBP prolyl isomerase 11 (gene Fkbp11). The record is from RefSeq and is a predicted model, not a curated record. Gene Ontology annotation, biological process: protein peptidyl-prolyl isomerization. Gene Ontology annotation, molecular function: peptidyl-prolyl cis-trans isomerase activity. NCBI's taxonomy places the organism in Eukaryota, Metazoa, Chordata, Mammalia, Rodentia, Castoridae. Gene Ontology annotation, cellular component: endoplasmic reticulum.